GAAGACAGUGUUGAUAAUUUUGAAAAUCCUAAUUACUCGAAUAAUUCAACAAAAUCUGAGGAUAACAAUACAACGUCAGAUUAUAACAAUGAAGAAAAAGAAGCGACAGAAUCGAUUAAUGUUCCAAAACUUAUAGAUACAGUGAUCGCCGGAUCAUUCAUUAAGGACGAUUAUGGCAAAUUACCUAAUGAAGAAAUAUCAUCUGAGCCCAUACAUGAAGUUCAUUUUUUUGGCAUAUUUAAAGAAUUAAAUAUUGUUCAAUAA
Entrophospora sp. SA101 is the source of this 264-nucleotide messenger RNA. NCBI's taxonomy places the organism in Eukaryota, Fungi, Glomeromycota, Glomeromycetes, Entrophosporales, Entrophosporaceae. The record is from the annotation of a GenBank genome assembly.